Acipenser ruthenus (sterlet) is the source of this 2012-nucleotide messenger RNA. RefSeq names its product sideroflexin 4 (gene sfxn4). Gene Ontology annotation, biological process: mitochondrial transmembrane transport; monoatomic ion transport. The coding region runs from base 437 to 1453 and encodes 338 amino acids. The transcript has 14 exons. Gene Ontology annotation, cellular component: mitochondrial inner membrane. Lineage: Eukaryota; Metazoa; Chordata; Actinopteri; Acipenseriformes; Acipenseridae. The record is from RefSeq and is a predicted model, not a curated record. Gene Ontology annotation, molecular function: monoatomic ion transmembrane transporter activity.
GUUUCUGUUGGUGGAGUUGAGUGACGUCUCGCAGCAGCCCUCUAAGAACGCGCAUCUCCACGAUUCUGUGCAGAACUGUGCAAAUCUGCGCUAUAAGAACACGACCAUAAUCCAUUUUAGACGAUGUCUGUACGCUACGCGGCCAGUGUGAAAGCACCAUAGGAUGUGUAUGUUUCAAGCAAUUACCCAUUAAGCACAUCUGAGUAUAAAAAAUCGACCAGUCCAAGAUUCAUGUGGACACUGUAGCGUUCAGCUGUCUAAGCAACAGCUCUUAUCAAAUCUGACUAUGGGAUAGCGCCUUACACCGGUUGUGGUAGUCAUACGUCUUUUUUGCCCACCAUUUCGUCCUGGCACAUUCAAUGUUUUUUUUUUUUAAACUAAAUCAGAACAAAUUGUUUGAGAGACUACAUACCGCUGGGACUCUGUAUUCACGGAUAUGUUUCCCUGUUGGACUCUUUUACUUGAUGCACACACGUGGUGUUUGCAGGCUGCACCAAUGGAUCACAAUUUGCAGUACUGGAGGAGAGAAGGGCAGUCUUUCUUUCAGAGACUUUUUCACUGGGUGGAUAUUUUGGAUCCAUCGUCACUCCUUGCAUCGGAUGGAGAAAUUAAAAAUUCCCGAUCACUGUUGGAAAGCAAGGAACAAGCUAAUAAGGAUGAACUGAAGGUUAAAGAAGCGUGGAAACUGAGUUUGUCAUCCGUCCAUCCCGAUACUGGAAGUGUGCUUCCACUUGUUUUUAGGCCUCCAGCAUUCCUCCCUUUAGCUGCUCCUUUGGUCAUAGCAACUCUCUUGCCUCACAAAGGAGUAAAACCAGCCCUGUUUUGGCAGUUCUUGUUUCAGAGCUACAGUGCUGGAUUUAACUAUGUGAACAGAAAUGCCACAUCGUGUAAAGAUGAAAGGAUUCCCCUGAAGCAGGUUCUUCUGUUUGUCGGCUCAGUCUCCUAUGCCACAUGCGCAGGGGUAGGUUCUCCCUCAGCUUCAAUGAACCGUUAUGGAUUGAACAGUCCAGCAAUGCAGUCGCUGUUUAGAAGAAUAGUACCCGUGCCUCUCUUUGCUUCUCUCAGUGCCCUCAGUGUGCUGGUUGUGAGAGGCGAAGAGUUUGAGAAUGGGAUUGAGGUGGUGGAUUCCACUGGGAAUGUGGUGGGAGUCUCCCAGACAGCAGGGAUGAAGGCAGUGAAAGAAACCGCAAUAUCCAGGGCAGCCCUGAUAGGAACUACAGCUGCAGUACCGAACGUAAUUGUCAGCUUCUUGCAGAGGACAAGUUUCAUCAAGAGAAAUCCGCUGGUUCUGGCUCCAUUCAGACACAUUACCACUGCCCUGGUGCUGGGCUUAAUGAUACCCAUUUCAUUCAGCCUGUUUCCACAAUCCGGAAAGGUGAUGAAGGAAGAUCUUGAGGCACAUAUCCAGGCAGCCACUACAGAGCCAGAUCUCUACUACCACAGGGGCUUGUGAAGGCCUUAGAUCGUAUAUUCCAGCAACCUGGGCUUUCUAUCUGUUACACAUUGCAGUGUAAUAGCACUUGUAUGUAAUGUGAAUAGGCAAGAAUAUACUGUUUACUUACAUUGCAGUCUUCGGAUAUCAUGGAACUGAGGCUAGAAGUCAUUUAUUUAAUAAAUAUGUGAAAUACUAUUUAAAGUGAUGUAAAACACAAAGUGACCUACAAAAAGUAAUAUAAAUCAAUAUUUCAUUCAGUGUAUGAAAUCUAACGUCCCAACAACAGUCAAAAUAUAUAUUGUACAUAAUCAGCAUUGUUCAGAGGCAGAGAGAGCUGCUUUAAAAAAGUCACUAAUCUUGAAUUGUCGUAACUGCUCUUCAUAUUCAGACUGCCAGGCUAAGUGAGUCUUAAGUCUGCUUUCUGCUCGCUUUUCUCUGGUUUUAGUAACAACAAUACAGUACUGUCCAUUUGCUUGCACUAUACUGUACUCAAUUUAAUUGAAUUCAAUGAAAUGAUGUCUGUCUGUUUCUGCACAGAUACACUGAUUUCCACACUAAUAAAGCGUGCAAAUACCUG